This is a messenger RNA of Drosophila rhopaloa, 917 nucleotides long. It is a transcript of the gene Ssl, whose product is annotated as suppressor-of-stellate-like protein. Bases 68 to 781 code for a protein of 237 amino acids. Lineage: Eukaryota; Metazoa; Arthropoda; Insecta; Diptera; Drosophilidae. Gene Ontology annotation, molecular function: protein kinase regulator activity. The transcript has 3 exons. Gene Ontology annotation, cellular component: protein kinase CK2 complex; cytoplasm. The record is from RefSeq and is a predicted model, not a curated record.
GGCUUUGACCCACAAAGUCAUUUUAAUCACACUCGUUUCAGUUUCUUUAAACAACUGCUUUGCCAAUAUGUCGAGCACCAACCACUCGGUGCGAGAUAGCAGCUGGAUCAGCUGGUUUCUUGGCCUCCAUGGUAACGAGUUCCUCUGCCGGGUGCCACCCGAUUACCUAGAGGAUAAAUUCAAUUUCACGGGCCUGGAAUCGCUGGUGGUGAACUUCAGUCAUGCCCUGGACUUGCUCCUGGAUCCGGAAUACGACAAUCAGGGCUGGGAUAAUGGUGUGGAUACGACCGAUGCGGAGCAGCUGUAUGGCCUGAUCCACGCCCGAUACAUUCUAACGCCGCGUGGCGUGGAGGAUAUGUGUCUGAAGUACGAGAGGGGCGACUUCGGUUCGUGUCCGAGGGUCUACUGUAAGGGACAGAAGACCCUGCCCGUCGGCCUCUCCGAUCAGUUCAGUCAGAAGCACGUGAAGGUCUACUGUCCGCGUUGCCACGACGUCUUCCAUCCCAGAACUCGAUUUGCUCUGCUGGAUGGAGCCAUGUUUGGGACCAGUUUUCCGCACAUGUUCUUCAUGCAGCUGCCGAACUUGAGACCCCAGCCACCCCAGGAGAAGUACGUGGCACGUCUCUAUGGUUUCCAGCUGCAUCAGAAGGCCCUGAUGCCAUCAGAAUCGCCUGAACGAGAGCCCAGAAACUCCGGAUCCUCGCUCAGCAAGUCCACCUUUGGAAACCUAUCCAGUUCAAUGGCAUCCUGUGCACCUUCUUUGCAUCCCAUCAAGUUUUAAUGUUUAACUUUUUUCAGGAUAAUUUGCUGCAAUUAAAGGCAUUCCUAAGCAGUGCGUUGAUAUCGCCAGAUACACACAACAAACACCUACAGAUUAUUUAAAGCUGGCCAUAUCAACCACUUCAAUGAGUAUCAAA